AGCGGACACCGGGCGCACAGGCCUGAGGCGACUCGCGCGACUGGUGAGUCCCCGGCCCUAGCCCAGCAGCGCGUCUACUCGCUCAGCCGGCCGGCCACUGCCGCCCCCGCGCGGGCCCUGCGCAGCAGACAGGCGUUGCGGGGGAGACCACAGAACCUGAGGCCAUGUCCCAUGAAAAGAGUUUCUUGGUGUCCGCGGACAGCUAUCCUCCCCCCAACCCUGGAUAUCCUGGGGGGCCCCAGCCCUCCUUGCCUCCCUACCCAGGGGCCCCUUACCCACAGCCCCCGUUCCAGCCUUCCCCCUAUGGCCAGCCAGGGUAUCCCCAGGGCCCCAGCCCCUACCCCCAGGGGGGCUACCCUCAGGGUCCCUACCCGCCAGGAGGCUACCCCCAGGGCCCCUACCCCCCAGGAGGCUACCCUCAGGGCCCCUACCCACAAGGGGGCUACCCUCAGGGGCCGUAUCCACAGAGCCCCUUUCCCCCCAACCCCUAUGGACAACCACAGGCCUUCCCGGCACAGGAUUCUGGCACACCUCAGCAUGGGAACUAUCACGAGGAGGGUCCCCCAUCUUACUACGACAACCAGGACUUCCCUGCCACCAACUGGGAUGACAAGAGCAUCCGACAGGCCUUCAUCCGGAAGGUGUUCCUGGUGCUGACCCUGCAGCUGUCCGUGACUCUGUCCACCGUGGCCGUGUUCACAUUCGUCGGGGAGGUGAAGGGCUUUGUCCGGGAGAACGUCUGGACCUACUACGUCUCCUACGCCGUCUUCUUCAUCUCCCUCAUUGUCCUCAGCUGCUGUGGGGACUUCCGGCGAAAGCACCCCUGGAACCUCGUUGCCCUGUCGGUCCUGACCGUCAGCCUGUCCUACAUGGUGGGCAUGAUCGCCAGCUUCUACAAUACUGAGGCGGUCAUCAUGGCCGUAGGCAUCACCACAACCGUCUGCUUCACGGUGGUCAUCUUCUCCAUGCAGACGCGCUACGACUUCACGUCGUGCGUGGGCGUGCUGCUGGUGAGCAUGGCGGUGCUCCUCGUCUUCGCCAUCCUCUGCAUCUUUGUCCGCAACCGCAUCUUGGAGAUCGUGUACGCCUCACUCGGCGCUCUGCUCUUCACCUGCUUCCUGGCAGUGGACACCCAGCUGCUGCUGGGGAACAAGCAGCUGUCCCUGAGCCCGGAAGAGUACGUGUUUGCUGCGCUGAACCUGUACACGGACAUCAUCAACAUCUUCCUGUAUAUCCUUACCAUCAUUGGCCGUGCCAAGGAGUAGCCCGAGCCCCUGGCACAUGCGGGGCCCCACUCAGGUGGCAUGGCUGACCUGGACCCUGCCCCCAGCGUGGCAGUUCCUCUGUACCUCCCCUCUCUCAUCCCCGCGCGCAGCCUGGGACAGAGGGAGCCCCUCCCCAACCCUCCUGUGUGUACACUGCAGACACUUCUGUUCGGACCCGCUGUGGCCAGCAUGGCCCCUUGUAG
Molecule: messenger RNA, 1468 nt
Organism: Lagenorhynchus albirostris (white-beaked dolphin)
Lineage: Eukaryota; Metazoa; Chordata; Mammalia; Artiodactyla; Delphinidae
Gene: GRINA
Product: glutamate ionotropic receptor NMDA type subunit associated protein 1
Exons: 7
Coding region: 165-1265 (366 amino acids)
Biological process (GO): negative regulation of apoptotic signaling pathway
Cellular component (GO): Golgi apparatus; membrane; endoplasmic reticulum
Source: RefSeq, a predicted model, not a curated record